CACAGAUUGAUAGUUGAGUUAGAAAUCAAUCAAAAUCCAGGAAGAGGAAGGAGAAACAAAUUCGCAAGCAAAUGUUGAGUAAUGGUUGUUUUUCAAAUAUCAUUACAGCAAAUCCUCCAUUAUUGGGAUGGCAUCGUACCCCUACACUGGCGUCCCUCGAAACACCGCCUUCUUACUGCCACCUCCACCUCCGUUGCUUCACUCGUUGCGCCGCCGCAACUCACCCUGUCCCCGACCACCUCCUAUUAUCUGAAUCGGAUUCAGAUUCUGAUUGGGCCCUCUCUCCUCAUCCUAACCCUAACCCUAAUUCAACAGCAACCAGCAGUAACUCUGGUUCAAAGGGAUCCACUGCGGGUUUCACGAGACUUAAAGCGAAAAGAGUAAAAGCCCUUGUCAAGAGGAUAAAGCAAGAAGAAAUAAACACUUGCGAUGAUGAUAGAAGAGUUUCAAGGGGAGAGAGUUUCCCCAAAAAUUCUGAACCGGUGGGUUCAUUCGCAGCUCCUCACUUGCGAGGUUGGGCUGAUGGGGGUUCCAUACGUAACCCCAAAUUGAAGUCACCUCACCAUCUAAACAAACAUCUUUCUGGGACUGAUUUUUUCAGUCGAAAGACUUUUGCCAAUUUGGGUUGCAGUGAAUACAUGAUUAAAUCUUUAAAAGAACAAGAUUUCCUGCGCCCUUCACAUAUUCAGGCCAAGGCUUUUGGACCUGUUAUUGAGGGACAUAGCUGUAUUAUUGCUGAUCAAAGUGGCUCGGGGAAGACAUUAGCAUACCUUACACCUGUGGUUCAGCGUCUUAGGGAAGAAGAACUCCAAGGAGUUAGCAGGUCAUCCUCUGGCAGCCCUCGUGCAGUUAUAAUUGUACCAACAGCUGAAUUGGCAUCCCAGGUCUUGAAUAGUUGUCGGUCAUUGUCGAAAUCUGGGGUUCCGUUCAGAUCUCUGGUUGUAACUGGUGGGUUUCGGCAAAAAACUCAGCUGGAAAAUCUAGAGCAAAGUGUUGAUGUUUUAAUAGCAACACCGGGUCGUUUCAUGUUCCUAAUUAAAGAAGGCUACCUGCAAUUAGAAAAUCUUAGGAGUGCUGUUUUUGAUGAAGUGGAUAUACUUUUUAACGAUGAGGAUUUCAAGGUUGCAUUGCAAAGUUUGAUAGACUCUGCACCUGUCGUAACGCAAUAUCUAUUUGUCACUGCAACUUUGCCCAUUGAAAUAUACAACAGGCUGGUUGAAGUUUUUCCUGAUACUAAAGUGAUCAUGGGACCUGGCAUGCAUCAUAUAAGCUCUGGUCUUGAGGAGGUUCUCGUAGAUUGCAGUGGAGAAGAAGGGACUUUAAAGACUCCAGAUACAGCAUUUCUUAAUAAGAAGAAUGCUCUUCUGAAGCUUGUGGAAGAAAGCCCAGUUCCCAAAACAAUUGUGUUCUGCAACAAGAUUGAAACAUGCAGAAAAGUCGAGAAUGUACUAAAACGUUUUGAUAGGAAAGGAACUCAUGUGCGAGUCCUACCGUUUCAUGCUGCCCUGUCACAAGAGACGCGACUUAUAAACAUGAAGGAAUUCACCCAUUCUCAACCUGGAGAAGAAUCAUUGAUAUUGGUUUGCACUGAUAGAGCAUCACGUGGAAUAGACUUCUCUGGUGUGGAUCAUGUUGUACUUUUCGACUACCCUCGUGAUCCUAGUGAAUACGUGCGCCGUGUCGGACGAACUGCCAGAGGAGCUUGGGGAACGGGUAAGGCAUUCAUCUUUGUCAUUGGCAAACAAGUUCCUCUUGCGCGAAAGAUCAUUGAAAGAAACCAAAAGGGUCAUCCGUUACACGAGGUUCCGGCUGCGUUUUGAAAUGAUGAAUUGAGCUAGGUGUCAAUCACUGGUGCCUUGGAGUUUGUGGCAAGUUCCUCUUUUGGUACAUUUCCAAUCAAGUUGUAACAUAAAACAACUCACUCAAUCUCACUCUUAUUAAUCACAAUGAUAGAGAAAUCUCAACA
Messenger RNA from Hibiscus syriacus, 1966 nucleotides. RefSeq names its product DEAD-box ATP-dependent RNA helicase 50. Gene Ontology annotation, molecular function: RNA helicase activity; ATP binding; nucleic acid binding. The coding region runs from base 72 to 1820 and encodes 582 amino acids. NCBI's taxonomy places the organism in Eukaryota, Viridiplantae, Streptophyta, Magnoliopsida, Malvales, Malvaceae. The transcript is spliced from 7 exons. The record is from RefSeq and is a predicted model, not a curated record.